Molecule: messenger RNA, 519 nt
Organism: Podospora pseudocomata
Lineage: Eukaryota; Fungi; Ascomycota; Sordariomycetes; Sordariales; Podosporaceae
Exons: 1
Coding region: 1-519 (172 amino acids)
Source: RefSeq, a predicted model, not a curated record
AUGUGCCAAACCUACCAAUCCCAAACCGGCUGCCACGUCGAAUCCCACCCCUUUUGCGCCUGGUCCAACCCCGUCCUCCUCCCCUGCGAAACAAACUGCGGCCUCCCCACCGUCCCCGACUGGAUCGAGGACAUGAGGUGCGACAUCUUCUCCCCCAUGUGCCCCCUCUGCGUCGAAGCCCACGGCCCCAACGGGGUGCUCGACUCGAUGCCUGCCUUUCUCGGCGGGCCUUCUACCCCGAACAGCACGAUGGAUGAGGUGAACGAGGGCUUUAUCGAGAACAUUCGCGAGGACGCGAUUAGUUCCAUUCAGGAGGCGGAGUAUAUUGCCAACGAGUAUUGGAUUGCCGAGCCGACCGAGUUGAGCUUGGAGUACAGUGAGUUGGAUUUGCCAAAGACUGCGGUGGUUGAGGGGGAGGUUGUGCCGCCCGAGGCGAAGAGGUGUUUGAUUGUGGAGGGGGUGCCGGAGCCGGAGGAUUUGGCGUUGACGCCGACGGAUACGAUUGUUUUUAGGUUUUGA